Messenger RNA from Fusarium mangiferae, 3486 nucleotides. RefSeq lists its product as uncharacterized. Gene Ontology annotation, molecular function: structural constituent of nuclear pore. Gene Ontology annotation, cellular component: nuclear pore. Bases 1 to 3486 code for a protein of 1161 amino acids. NCBI's taxonomy places the organism in Eukaryota, Fungi, Ascomycota, Sordariomycetes, Hypocreales, Nectriaceae. The record is from RefSeq and is a predicted model, not a curated record. The transcript has 3 exons.
AUGGAUCAAGUUGAUACCCAAUAUCUCUUCAAAGAGACAAGAGUGAACCUCGACCCCCCUACUUCUUCUUCUGUUGUCACGAUCCGAGUACCCUCGAAUUCAAUACAGAGCCGCAAUUUUCGAAAACCGGUGCGCGAGAACACAGCAGAAGAUGAGACGACAUUUCGAACGAAGAACCUAGCCACUGCCUCUUCUGUCUACCACCGAAUUUGGCAUGACACACCACGUAGCUUCCUUUGGAGGAUCUUGGAGGACGGCACUCUCCUCAGCAUUCGGGCUGUUGAUGUUUGCAAGAAGACACAGGCGACCGAUUCUCCGCUUGUCUUGAACUUCCACUUUUCAGUACCUAUUCAGCCAGGAUGCGUCACAUUUUCGGACCCCGAAGAGCACGAUUCCCUAUGUGUUUUUGUUCUCGACCAAGCAUAUCAGCUGUAUAGCUUCACCCUUCGGCCAGAUUUGUUCAGGAAGAGAUCGGCCGUCGAUGCUGGACUUUCUGACCUCGGCAAGGUCCAAGCGCCGGCAGGAUUGGGUUUCAAGCAUCCUCAUCGCAUGAUUGCUGUGAACGCGGAGACGCUGUUGAUUACGGUCAAUGAUGGGGGAAUGAUUAGGCUUGACAAGAACAAAGCGCAUGAGCUAUCCUCACUCGUCUGGAAGGAGUCGUUCUUUAACGUCCAGGGAUGGGCGCAGAAUCUCCGAAGUCUUCUUCCUUUCCAAGGAAAACACACAAUCAAGAACGGCAAGAUCAAUAUGGAAUACAGCUCAGCCACGUCGAUUCAGAUCACAAGUUUCGGAAUGGAUGAUAGUCUCUUUGCGAUCACAGUCUGUCUCGAUCACAGAAUGCGAAUUUGGAACAUCAACGAUGGCCAAAUUCUUUAUACAGGCGAUAUUCUCAAUGCUGAGAGGAACCCCCAGGAGAUUGGAAAGUGGGCUAUUGAUCCAUCACAGACGAACCUAGUACAGAUUGUUGGAAGGGGCCGAACUAGUAGGAUAUGCGCAACCUUCUCGCCCAUCGGCGCUGGAGAGUUUAAGUUCUGGAAGAUCGUCGCAAAGGAUGCGCAGACCGUCGUCGUCGAAGACAUCUUCCCCAAUAACGCCUUGGUUCCACUGACACCAUCAUCCUCUGAUGUGUGGACACUCGCUGAUUUCGCUCUCUCUUGUCCUGUAGAGGGCGCUAUCCAACUCUGGACUCUGUGGAAGAACAACAUGACGUAUAGGGUGCAAAGGCUCGAAGUGGAUCGUAAGAAUAUCUCGCAGAGCUGGGAGGAGAACUGGGACGGCGUCUAUGCAGAUAAUCUCAUACAGGCUGCAGAGAGUUCUGGCCCCUGGGAUCCUACUGACGUUACAGAGAAGUGGCUCCAGCUUAUCCUGAAGCCUGGUCAGUUUACGAAAUCGACCUUAGAAGCAGCAUUAUCGAUUUAUGAGCGAGGCUACGGAAAAUCAGAGACCGCUGCCAAGGCUCGAGGGCUGGCAGAGUCGAUUUGUUCGAUACUAGGGGCUGCUGCAACGCUAGAUCGAGGUUCUUCGGGCGCUAUGGAGUACGAAUCCUUCCGCGCAUCCAGUGAGACCCAGUGGUUGAGGUUCUACCGCCUGUUGCUCGAAUUGGACAAGCAACGAGGAGAAGCGCUCGGGUUGACACUUGACCCCUCUACAGGAAUGACUUGGGUUGUCUGCGCCGACUUCCUCUCAGCUAUUCGUGAGUGCAGUAGCUUGGAGCGACUGUACCAUAACCUCACUUCUCCUGAGGAAGACCACGUUGCGCAAACGGCUCUAGUCAAUGCAGCUUUGAACUUGGUUGCCGGGUUGCCUGAUCACCUGGUGCCGCUCUGCCAUGCUGCACUACGACCUGAGCUGUUUGAGGACUCUUCCAAGACAGGCCUCGAGCGCAUCUCAUGUUUCUACGACAAGUCUGGAUCUUGGCAAGGCAUCACUGAAGAUGACUGUAGCCAAGUUGUCGAUGCUCUUGGCCCAAACUUUAACAUAGUGACAGACGAGCUUUACACCGAUGUGAUGAGUCUAAUCUCUGCACCAGAGGAAGCCAAGUCACGGAACUUACGUCACCCACUUACCGACUUUGGCAGGAAACUGGUCGUCAAAGCCGUCCAAGACAGUAUUGAGUUGCAGCGGAAGGUUUACUUCAGCCAGUUGAUUCUUCUCGUCCACAUGGAGUAUGAGCACGAUAACGAGGCAGAGGCUCUUCACAAUCGUGUUGAUAUUGGCAACGUAUUCAGACAGCUCGUCGUGGCCCUGCGACGUUUGGAGCUAUUGAAAUGGCUCGCCCAGACAGAAAUCUCAGUGCCAAGCACCCGAGAAAAAAGUGAGAGCGGAGCUGUGAAGAAGAGCUCUGAGGAUGCUCAGCUCGUAACUGCACUGGAGGCGCAUGUUGGUCACCUGCUUGGUUUUGCGAACCAGAGUGAGCCACUGGCUACCAGUGUCACAGAUCUCGUCACCAACUUGUGCGCUCCGGACAGUGAUAUUGAGAUUUCACCACCGCUUGUCCAGUGCUCUCUCAUCAAACGAGAGAGGGCUGAUUUGGCGUUGGAUCUUGCGCCUUUCUGCGACCAGAACCCCUUCUCCACAUAUGUCCAGGGCCGUUUGCAGCUGGCUUUGAAGGAUUUCAAUACCGCUGCCAUUUUCUUCAGAAAAGCAGCCAUUGGAAUGAGCGCUGGGGAUGCUGGAAGCGACCGCCAUAGUAGCGGCUUGCUUGAUGACACAGAGUGGAACCUCCUUUACCAAGGCCUUGCAAAGUACUAUUCGCAUAUUGUUGCUUUGUUCGAGAAGCAGAAGGCCUACUCUUAUGUGGUCGAUUUCGCCCGCCUGGCCAUGCAGUUCCUGGGUACUAAGCAGGAUGCUAUGUUCACCAAGACUGACAUGCAAAGCCGCUUGUUCAACGCUGCAGUAGCAACCUCGCAAUUCGAGCUCGCACACACAACCUUGGUCUCGAUUAAGGAUCAGGCCAUGAAGAUCUCAAAUCUGCGCAAGUUGAUUGACAGAAUGUGUGCGACUUAUCACAACAAUGAGCUCGUUGCUCUCCCUUUCCCCGGUCUCCAACAGGAGGUUGACGAUAUCCUGGCGCAGAAGACAAAAGCAUCAUUGGAUGUUAUAGAAGGAUUUCCCUACCACCAGGUCCUCUACUCAUGGCGUAUUAAGCACGAUAACUACCGUGGCGCCGCGUCGGUUGUAUUAGACCGAAUCCACAAGCUGCAAAGCGCCGGGGAGGGGGAUGAGGCUACGGGAGAAGAUAUCCUCGAUACGCCGGUGACAAGGCAAUACCUACUGCUUAUUAAUGCUCUCAGCUGUGUAGACCCCAAGCAGGCUUGGAUUUAUGAUGAGACCUCGGCUGGCUUUGGACAGAAAGAUGCAGGAAAGCGCAAGGUGGUAUCAUUGGCCGAUAUUCGCAAGCAGUAUCAGGAUGAGCUGGACCGGAUCGCAGCGAUUCACAACAACCAAUUUGGCUUCGAGGCGGAUGACGUUAUGGAAAUUGCAUGA